ACAAAGCGUUGUUUUUGCAUAUAAGAAUACAAAUAGCUUCUUUACACAGUUACGAACAUACGCUGCUGUUGCUUUUUAUUUUUAUUGCCAACCGGAAGGAGGGGAAGCAAAUCUUAUGACUUAUGAAAGAUUGAGUGAAACUCCAGCAAACACAACAGGACCCUGCAUUUCAAAAAAACGGAGUAAAAAGUUCCGGUGGUGCAUGAAUUCCAAAAGACGAUCAACAAGUCAUAGGGCUUCGAGUAACAGACAUCGGAAGUCACAGCCGUUCAGGUACACAUGAGCCCUGUUGCCUCUUCUAAAGGCUUCCAUUCGUAAAACAGUUCUCGGAAUAUAAAAACGAAAAUAUUUAAAUGUGUGUGCCGAAUAAGUUUAGCUGUACCACGUUUUGAGGCAAUAUUAUCUAUAUAAAGAACCAGUAAUUUUUUAAAAGUCCUAACUAUUCUGAAACGA
Molecule: messenger RNA, 453 nt
Organism: Drosophila ananassae
Lineage: Eukaryota; Metazoa; Arthropoda; Insecta; Diptera; Drosophilidae
Exons: 4
Coding region: 116-283 (55 amino acids)
Source: RefSeq, a predicted model, not a curated record